AUGUACCCGCCGUUGCCGUGUUUGAUGUUUUCCAUGGGUUGUCAUCGGGGUGUUCUUGAUGUCAAGGACUUCCCACCUUUGCCGAUCACCACGCCUCUCCCACCUAUACACUCUCGAGUCUCGUCCUUGCAGAGUUACCAGAGCUCUGGUCUUCGGUCUUCGACGCCCAAGAUCCCACCAGGGUUUGAACAGGCCCAUGCGCACCCGCCCCCUCCACAGCGACCAGAUUCUCCUACUCAACCUGCACGGACAGUGGCCCUGCGAAGCACAUCGACCAGUUCGACACCCGUUACCCCGGCAGUACCAGUGUUACCGAUCGGCCCUCGCACGUCCACGCCACAACCAAAAGUUUCGGAAGUCUCCGAGGAAGAGAGCAAACAGUCCAAACGUGAUGAGAAGCCCGUCCCCCAGGCGAUCAAGCUCAAGGCUCAAGUAAAUGAGAUAAGCCUGGGAUCGCCCAAGCAGAAACAGACCCGUCAGAAGGUCAAGGCCGAGACUGAAAAGAAGGAAGAUACCGCCGCCGAGGCUGCCACCGACAGGAGUGUUGACAAAAAGGCUAAGAAAGCCCCUGCAGUCAAGCCUGAAAAGAUCGAAUUGCCUCCAGUGGCCCUCUCGAGUGCGUCGACUUCGCUGCCAACGUAUAAAUCCGCAGCAGAAACACCAUUGUUAGAGUCCUCAGUCGUCGCGACGCCUGCAACAAUGAGCCGACCGGGUACGCCUGGUACAACAACAGCCUCUGAACCGUCUAAGACCUCUGCGCGACCCAGAGUGCUGCGUGUGACAACUGGUGUAACGCCUAAAGUUGCAGAGCAGACUCCUGCGUCGGCAACUACUGAGAGAUCGAGCAUAUUGCCUCCCUCAGCUGCUAGGAAAGGAUCCAGAAGACCAUCUCUCUCUUCGGCCCAGCAAAGCCGGCCAUCUACUCCUGCGAUGUCGGAGCGACCGUCCCACGACGCGUCUCGCGCGAGUAGUCCUCCACCAAGCAUCAUAGGCUCUGCUCCUGAGCGCACGAAGACCAAGGCUCAGCUGAAGAAGGAACGAAAGGAGAAGUCGCGGAAGACGACGGAGGUGGGCGAGACUCCUAGCGUCGCGAGUACGCCUGUUGUCGAAGAGGUAGCCCCGGUUGUUGCGAGACAGAAGAAACAGAAAAGGCAACGCCUGGGAAGCGGCGCCAUUGCCAGUGCGGACGAAAUUGCCAGCCCGAAGAAGCCCACGGGCGCCAAGCUGGCAGACACGACUGACAGGCAGGCUGCUAACGCCGGCGAUCCGGAUUCCAAACGCGAGCUGGGACAAAUCCCUACCGCGGCGUCACCUUCCAAGAGGGCGGGCACAACGCAUUCCCAGCCCUCCGAACCAAGUACCCCCGCCCCCGAAAGGGCCCAAGAAGAUCCUCCGUUGAAACCGGAAGAUAGCAAACCAGCUUAUAGUGUCCGUGACCUGUUGCAUGACGCUGCCGAAGCCGCCGGGCCCAACGCUAGCCCCACUGCCACCCAUGCGGCCCUGCAGAAACUACUCCAGGAACACGUGUCCUCGAUGCCCAAGAUCAUCUCCUCGCUACUUCAAUCUGGCGACCUUAGCAAAGACCAUCCAUGGUUGAAUCCACCUUCCUUCAAUUCGGCUGCUUACAAGCUCCCGCCCGACUCCCGGCGUGGGCAAGAAUAUCUUGACGGCAAUGCCUAUAGCGCUAACGACGCUUUUGGCUACAUUUACUUACCAAUGAAAGAGAAGCAAGCACUGAAAGACGGUAACGCCGUGAGCGUUGCGGAUGCUGGGGACAGAAAGGACGAUUUGUUGAAGAGAUGUCUUGUCACGCCCAAUGGGUGGGUGUUGAGACAUCUGAGUGCCGACGAAAGCGAGAAAGUACUUGAGCUGGAAGAAAGACGCCAGACGUACGUUGAAGAGUUUGGCGACGUCGGUACUAUGUCCGGGCUCGGUGUGCUUGAAAUGGACGAUUUUACAAAUCUUGGUGGCGGCAUGGAGAAGCUUGCCAGACACGGUGAACGUCACGGAGUGGUCUGGAUUGUGGGGGAGGAUGGGCAAAUGGAGGAUGACGACGAUGAGUUCGAGCCAUUUGACCACGAAGAUGGUGGAGUUGAUGGUGCAAUCGGCGUUACUGACGAAGACGGCGAGGACGAUGGGUUUGAGGAUGAUAUCGACGAACGCGUCUUCGACACAGAUGAACACCUGGAGAUGCCCGGCGCAUGGGAGCAUCCGCCCCGCAACGCCCGUCCCCCUUCGAGGGUCGCUUCGGGUGGUCGCAUCAACUCGCUGCCAGGCCUGGGACCGCAUUCUAGGACGAAUGCUCUCCGUCUGCCGCCUCGGGGUCCCAUCGCUCCCGAAUGCCCUUCGCAGCCCCUCGACUCCGAAACCAAUGCUCCAGCGCCUGUCACCACAGGGCCAGCAACCACAGCAUCAGGAGCCAUCCAUGACACCACAAACCUCCGUCUGCUAGAAAACGAGGCCCUCCAGAAGCGUGUUCAAGAGUCACAAAAAGCCCUUGAAGCGGCGCGCAAGGAGAUGGAGAAGCUUGAGAAAAUGGCAAACAAAAAGGCCAAGGAUAUCAACCGCUGGCGGGAAGGCAUCGUUGGUGCGCUGGCGAGUGCUGGUGUCAAGGGCUAG
Messenger RNA from Cladophialophora yegresii CBS 114405, 2619 nucleotides. RefSeq lists its product as uncharacterized. Bases 1 to 2619 code for a protein of 872 amino acids. The record is from RefSeq and is a predicted model, not a curated record. The transcript has 2 exons. NCBI's taxonomy places the organism in Eukaryota, Fungi, Ascomycota, Eurotiomycetes, Chaetothyriales, Herpotrichiellaceae.